CUAAUGAGAACGCUUCCCAGGUCUCUGACUGAAUGAAGAAGGGCCAGAGCCUGUCUUGUUGGGAGAGCAUGGAGCUGUCAGGCAAUUGUUAGUGACCACUUGGGCUAUUAGACUCCUCAGCUCCAUAGCCCAGUGGCUAGGCUGUUGUGACCUUUUAAAGCAGAGUUCCUCCAUGCUGUGUAUCUUGUAAUAGCUCUUCAGCUGAACAGGGCUCUGUGUAGAGGGAUAAUCCUUUGGUCAGACAAACAUGAAAUUAAGUGUACGUGGGAUUCGCCUCCAAAAGCCUGGUUUGUGGGGCAGGAUAGAAACCACAAAUGGACACAUGCAGUGAUGGUGUGAGACAACACUUGGAAAAGCACUAGUCUGAUGGGUUUGUACCUUACUCCAUGUCCUUCAUACAAUGCCCAGUACAAGUCUGGUUCUCCACAAAUGUGAAGCAAACAAAUGAGAUAACUGAGACACUUUAUAGUCCUGGGUGAACCUCCAUUUCUCAUCCUCUCAAAGAGUCUCCAUCCUGUGUAUGUCUAGCUCAAGACCUUGUGUGCCGAUCCUAUCCCUGUCCUCUACCCCAGUGUUGAGUGUCAGACCCCAGGGCAUCUCACAGACAAGGCAGCCAAACACUCUUACAUUCAGCACCCUCCCACACAUACAGAGACUGGUCUUGAACUUACCCUGUGGGCCAGUCAUGAUUCUCCUGCCUCACCUUCCCAAAUAGCGAGGAUUAUAGUCCUGUGCCACCAGUUCUGGUUCUGAUUGUUUGUUUUGUUUUGUUUUGUUUUUUUCUUUUUUUUUUUCAUUUUUUAAUGGGCUUUAAAUCAGUCAUCAUGCUAAUACCACUUUUUAAAUAUUUAAUAGGGUAAAAGAACAGGAAACACAAGAAGAGGAACGUUUGAUGGAAGAAAAGAAAAAGAAAAAGCAGGAAGACAAGAAAAAGAAGGAAGGUGCUCAGAAAAAGGCUGCUGAUCAAAAAACCAAAGUGCCAGAACUCACUAAGACCUGUUCAAGCCAGCCCCAACCUGCCGGUACCGGUACCGCUUCCACCAGCACUAUCUCUAGCAGCAGCAAUGGCAAACGUGCAUCUGCCUGUGGCCAGCAGCCAGCUGCAUCCCGUUACCUGCCUCGGGAGGUGCCUCCACGAUUUCGCCAGCAAGAACAGAAGCAGCUGCUAAAGAGAGGCCAGCCAUUGCCCACAGGGACUCUGACCAGUGUGAGCCCAGCAGGAGCAAGCCCUCCUCCCCUCCCUGGAGCUGGGACACAGCAACAUCCCAGCAAACUCCAACCAGAUCCUGGUCACAGUGGAUUGGCAGAUCAUUAUGAAAAUUCCCACUGGGGACAGCAGCCCUCUUACAGAAGUGAAGCCAACUGCGGCUGGGAUAAAGUGACGCUAGACAGGACUGACCAGGAGGUGUGGCCGUCCAUCCCCGUCACAGAGACUGAAUCUGCCUCAGAAUGUCCUGCGGACACUGACUCUGCCUCCACCUGUGGCUCAGAGAACAGUAGUAUGGCUACAGGGAGCACCCAGGGCAGCUUCACAGGACAUCCCAAGAAGACAAAUGGCAAUAAUGGCACCAAUGGUGCACUCGUCCAAAGCCCUUCUAAUCAGAGUGCCCUUGGGGCAGGUGGAACCAACGGGAAUGGAGGUGUGGCCAGAGUGUGGGGUGUAGCCACAGGCUCCAGCUCUGGCCUGACUCACUGCUCUGUUGGUGGUGGAGAUGGAAAAAUGGACAACAUGAUUGGAGAUGGGAGAAGUCAAAAUUGUUGGGGUGCUUCCAACUCCAAUGCGGGCAUUAAUCUCAACCUUAACCCUAAUGCCAACCCAGCUGCCUGGCCUGUACUCGGGCAUGAAGGAACUGUGGCAACAGGCAACCCUUCCAGUAUUUGCAGUCCAGUCAGUGCCAUAGGUCAGAAUAUGGGCAGCCAGAAUGGGAACCCAGUGGGCACAGUAGGUGCCUGGGGAAACUUGCUGCCCCAAGAGAGCACAGAACCACAGACGUCCACUUGUCAGAAUGUGUCUUUCAGCGUACAACCUCAGAACCUUAACACUGAUGGAUCAAAUAACACUAACCCCAUGAACUCUUCACCAAACCCUAUCAAUGCAAUGCAGACGAACGGACUGCCAAACUGGGGCAUGGCUGUUGGCAUGGGGGCCAUCAUCCCGCCCCACCUGCAAGGCCUUCCUGGUGCUAACGGAUCAUCAGUCUCUCAAGGCAGUGGAAGUGGUGGGGAAGGAAUGGGCAGUUCUGUGUGGGGACUGUCCCCUGGUAAUCCUGCCACAGGAAAUAACAAUUCUGGGUUCAGUCAGGGGAAUGGAGACACUGUGAACUCAGCACUAAGUGCUAAACAGAAUGGAUCCAGCAGUGCUGUGCAAAAGGAAGGGAACGGAGGGAAUGCCUGGGACUCGGGGCCACCUGCGGGUCCUGGCAUCCUUGCCUGGGGAAGGGGCAGUGGCAACAAUGGCAUUGGUAAUAUCCAUUCAGGAGCUUGGGGCCACCCCAGCCGCAGCUCUUCUAAUGGUAUGAAUGGGGAGUGGGGGAAGCUCCCAAACCAGCAUUCCAGUAGUGACAUCAGUGGGAAAGGAUCAACAGGGUGGGACAGUCCCAGUGCUGCCAGCCAGCCACCUGCCUUGCAGCCUGGCAGUGAACACGUGAGCUCGUGGGCCAAAGCCACAUCUUCUGGAACUACGCCAAGCGAAGGGAGCAGUGAUGGCUCUGGCCAUCACAGUGAAGGGGGCGCUGGGCGGGAAGCAAUGGGUGAGGGCAGGAGGCGAGACCAAGGGCACAUCCAGUUGCCCAGGGGCGAUCUUGACCCACGAGUUCUGUCUAAUACUGGUUGGGGACAGACUCCUGUAAAGCAAAACACUGCCUGGGAAUUUGAAGAGUCCCCUAGGUCUGAAAGGAAAAAUGACAAUGGGACAGAGGCCUGGGGUAGUGCAGCUACUCAGCCUUCAAACUCAGGGGGGAAGAGUGAUGGGUCCCUCAUGAACAGUACAAAUACCUCUUCAGUAUCGGGGUGGGUCAGCUCACCACCUGCCGCCGUGCCAGCAAACACAAGCUGGGGAGACAGCAACAACAAAGCGCCAAGUGGCCCAGGAGUUUGGGGGGACUCGAUAAGCUCUACUGCUGUUAACAAUGCUGCUGCCACCAAGAGUGGCCAUGCUUGGAGUGGGACCGUAAACCAGGAGGACAAGUCACCCACCUGGGGUGAGCCUCAGAAACCCAAAUCUCAAAACUGGGGAGAUGGACAAAGAGCAAACCCAGCCUGGAGCGCAGGAGCAGGAGACUGGGCAGAUUCAUCCUCGGUCCUUGGACAUCUAGGGGAUGGGAAGAAAAAUGGACCUGGAUGGGACGCUGACGGUAAUAGGUCAGGGUCUGGCUGGAACGAUGCCUCGAGAUGUGGAACCAGUGGCUGGGCCAGUGGCGCAAGUGCUAAGGUGAACCCAGGUACAAACUGGGGGGAGUCUCUCAAGCCUGGUCCCCAGCAGAGCUGGGCUCACAAGCCCCAAGACAGCAAUGUGAGUAACUGGGGAGGAGCUGCUUCUGUUAAGCAGACAGGGACAGGGUGGAUUGGGGGGCCACUGCCAGUCAAGCAGAAGGACAGCUGUGAGGCAACUGGCUGGGAGGAGCCUUCUCCACCGUCCAUCCGACGCAAAAUGGAAAUCGAUGAUGGUACCUCAGCUUGGGGGGACCCAAGCACCUACAACAAUAAAACUGUAAACAUGUGGGACAGAAAUAAUCCAGUCAUCCAGAGCAGUACCACAACCCCUGCCACCCCCACGACCCCCACCUCGAGCAGCACCACACACCAGGCCGAGACGCCGCCUUCACACCAGGCUGGCACUCAGCUGAAUCGGUCGCCACUGCUCGGGCCAGUUUCAUCGGGCUGGGGAGAAAUGCCCAGUGUUCACUCCAAGGCUGAGAACUCAUGGGGAGAGCCAUCCUCUCCAUCGCCCCUGGUUGACAAUGGCACGGCAGCAUGGGGGAAGCCUCCCAGCAGUGGCAGUGGAUGGGAUCACCCUGCUGAGCCAGUGGUGCCAUUUGGAAGAGCCAGUGCUCCUGCCGCUGCCCCAGCCCUGUGCAAACCAGCUUCCAAAUCUAUGCAAGAAGGCUGGGGCAGUGGUGGGGACGAAAUGAACCUGGGCGCCAGCCAGUGGGAAGACGAGGAUGGGGACAUGUGGAAUAAUGGUGUCUCUCAAGAAGGCAGCUCAUCCUGUAGCUCCUGGGGCAAUGCCUCUAAAAAGGGACUUCAGAAGGGCAUGAAGACACCUGGCAAGCAGGAUGAGGCCUGGAUCAUGAGCCGGCUGAUCAAACAACUCACAGACAUGGGCUUCCCGAGAGAGCCAGCUGAAGAGGCCUUGAAGAGCAACAGUAUGAACCUUGACCAGGCCAUGAGCGCUCUGCUGGAAAAGAAGGUGGACAUGGACAAGCGUGGACUGGGAAUGACCGACUACAAUGGAAUGGUCACCAAAACCCUCGGCUGCCGCCCACCAAUCUCCAAAGAGUCUUCCAUGGACCGCCCCACCUUCCUUGACAAGGAUGGCGGCCUCGUGGAAGAGCCCACGACUUCACCGUUUUUGCCUUCCCCAAGCCUGAAGCUCCCCCUUUCCAACAGUGCACUCCCCAAUCAGGCCCUGGGUGGGAUUGCCUCAGGGCUGGGCAUGCAAAACUUGAACUCUUCUAGACAGAUCCCGAGUGGCAAUCUGGGUGUGUUUGGCAAUAGCGGAGCAGCACAAGCCAGGACCAUGCAGCAGCCGCCAGUGCAGCCUCUUAACUCCUCCCAGCCCAGCCUCCGUGCUCAAGUGCCUCAGUUUCUAUCCCCUCAGGUUCAAGCACAGCUUUUGCAGUUUGCAGCAAAAAACAUUGGUCUCAGCCCUGCACUAUUAACCUCGCCAAUUAACCCUCAGCAUAUGACGAUGUUGAACCAGCUCUAUCAGCUGCAGCUGGCAUAUCAACGUUUACAAAUCCAGCAGCAGAUGCUACAGGCCCAGCGGAAUGUUUCGGGACCCAUGAGACAACAGGAGCAGCAAGUUGCACGCACAAUCACUAAUCUGCAGCAGCAGAUCCAGCAGCACCAGCGCCAGCUGGCCCAGGCCCUGCUUGUAAAGCAGCCUCCACCACCGCCACCCCCGCCGCACCUGUCUCUGCACCCUUCUGCAGGCAAAUCGGCCAUGGAUAGCUUCCCCCCACACCCCCAGACUCCCGGCCUUCCCGACCUGCAGACCAAAGAGCAGCAGUCUUCACCCAACACCUUUGCUCCUUAUCCUCUUGCUGGAUUGAACCCAAACAUGAAUGUCAACAGCAUUGACGUGAGCAGUGGUUUGUCUGUGAAGGACUCAUCUCAGUCCCAGUCACGCCUCCCUCAGUGGACACAUCCCAACUCCAUGGGUAACUUGUCCAGUGCUGCUUCUCCUCUGGACCAGAAUCCCAGCAAGCACGGUGCUAUCCCUGGAGGUCUAAGCAUCGGGCCUCCAGGUAAGUCCUCCAUUGAUGACUCCUAUGGCCGGUACGAUCUAAUCCAGAACAGUGAGUCACCAGCCAGUCCUCCCGUAGCUGUUCCCCAUAGCUGGUCUCGUGCCAAAUCUGACAGCGAUAAGAUCUCAAACGGCUCCAGCAUCAGCUGGCCCCCAGAAUUCCACCCUGGAGUUCCAUGGAAAGGACUUCAGAAUAUCGAUCCCGAGAAUGACCCUGAUGUCACUCCUGGCAGUGUCCCUACUGGACCUACCAUCAAUACCACCAUCCAGGACGUCAACCGCUACCUCCUCAAGAGUGGAGGUAAACUGUCAGACAUUAAGUCAACAUGGUCCUCGGGUCCAGCCUCUCACACACAAGCCUCUCUGUCUCAUGAAUUGUGGAAGGUACCCAGAAACACUACUGCACCUACCAGGCCACCCCCAGGCUUAGCCAAUCCCAAGCCUUCCUCCACCUGGGGCACCAGUCCCCUAGGCUGGACCAGCUCCUACUCCUCGGGUUCUGCUUGGAGCACUGACGCCUCAGGAAGAACAAGCAGCUGGCUCGUUCUGCGCAACCUCACACCCCAGAUUGACGGUUCUACACUGCGGACGCUGUGUUUGCAGCAUGGGCCUCUCAUCACAUUCCACCUGAAUCUGACCCAAGGCAAUGCUGUGGUCCGUUACAGCUCCAAGGAAGAAGCCGCCAAGGCCCAGAAGUCUCUGCACAUGUGUGUACUGGGGAACACCACCAUCUUGGCUGAGUUCGCUGGUGAAGAAGAAGUGAAUCGGUUCCUGGCCCAAGGCCAAGCCUUGCCACCCACCUCCAGCUGGCAACCCAGCAGUGGGGGCAGCCAGCCCAGGCUGGGCUCCUCGGGCAGCACCCAUGGCCUGGUGCGCAGCGACACUGCCCACUGGAGCACCCCGUGUCUGAGUGGCAAAGGCAGCAGUGAGCUGCUGUGGGGUGGGGUGCCCCAGUACUCCAGCAGUCUGUGGGGCCCGCCCAGUGCUGAUGAUGCCAGGGUGAUUGGCAGCCCCACACCUCUCAACACUCUGCUGCCUGGGGACCUGCUCAGUGGCGAGUCCAUGUAGGGGUCACCGUCAUUGGGGUGGAGAGAGCUGAGCAUGCCAGGCCCGACUCUGAGGCCCCCUCGGAUGGACAGGCUGCCCCUUGGAGUACCUCUGUCCAGUUCUGAAGAUGACCCUUGGCCUCAGCCCUUGUGAACUGUUGAAGACAGUGCGGGCUGCGUUUGGUCAGUGUCACGUGCUAACGCCAGGAUGUUCCUCAUAGCUUUUUAUUUUAUGUCGUCUUAUGUUUGUACGGUGUGGUGUCAUUUUGAGUUUUAAGUAUAAAAGCUGCUUAGAAUAGUUUAUCAUGAAGGGCACUUUUCAGACUGUGGGCUGGAAAGGGUUAUUUUAUGGUGGGGUGGGGGGGAGACUUGAAGCCUAUUUAAAGUGAGCCUGUGACGAUUAUGCACAUUACCAGAGGCGGUGGGCGGGGCGGGGGGGGGCGCAGGUGAGGCGUGGCCACUGCUCCGCCCCUCCUGGAUCCGCCUAUGCACAUUACCUUGUUUCAUUACUUUGUCAUGUCAUUUUUUUUAUCCCAAAAAAUUAUUUUUUAAAAGUUAAAAAAAAAA
Cricetulus griseus (Chinese hamster) is the source of this 7080-nucleotide messenger RNA. The record is from RefSeq and is a predicted model, not a curated record. Lineage: Eukaryota; Metazoa; Chordata; Mammalia; Rodentia; Cricetidae.